This is a messenger RNA of Artibeus jamaicensis (Jamaican fruit-eating bat), 1216 nucleotides long. RefSeq names its product cyclin dependent kinase inhibitor 2B (gene CDKN2B). Gene Ontology annotation, biological process: regulation of cyclin-dependent protein serine/threonine kinase activity; negative regulation of cell population proliferation. Gene Ontology annotation, molecular function: cyclin-dependent protein serine/threonine kinase inhibitor activity; protein kinase binding. Gene Ontology annotation, cellular component: nucleus. The record is from RefSeq and is a predicted model, not a curated record. Lineage: Eukaryota; Metazoa; Chordata; Mammalia; Chiroptera; Phyllostomidae. The coding region runs from base 1 to 417 and encodes 138 amino acids. The transcript is spliced from 2 exons.
AUGUGGGAAGAGGACAAGAUCUUGCUCGGUGGUGGCAGCAGCGAUGCGGGUCUGACCAGCGCCGCGGCGCGGGGGCAAGUGGAGACUGUGCGGCAGCUCCUAGAGGCCGGUGCAGAUCCCAAUGGAGUCAACUGCUUCGGGAGGCGCCCGAUCCAGGUCAUGAUGAUGGGCAGCACCCACAUAGCAGAGCUGCUACUGCUCCACGGCGCGGACCCCAACUGCGCGGACCCCACCACCCUCACCCGGCCCGUGCAUGAUGCUGCCCGGGAAGGCUUCCUAGACACGCUGGUGGCGCUGCACCGAGCAGGGGCACAUCUGGAUGUGCGAGAUGCCUGGGGCCGCCUGCCCGUGGACCUGGCGGAGCAGCGAGGCCACCUAGACGUGGCUCGGUACCUCUGCGCAGCCGCAGGAGACUGAUGGCCGGUGCACCCAGCCGCGCGCGCGAGCAAUGACUUUUCUUUUCUUCCCAGUUCCCCAUCCCCGAUUUAGCCCAAUGAAGGCUGCAAACUUGGAGCGGUGGAAAACCUGAAAGCCUUCCUGGGCAACUAGAUUCCUCGUGGGAAAGGAGGGGCAGGCCGGAAGUAAAUUAUUUUUUUCUUCCUGGAUCUAACCUUCGACACCCUCCAUGAAGCCAAACUCAAAAGAGGUGGGGCAAGAGAUUUUCCAUGAGAUUUUGGAGUAUAAUGUUGAGUUCCCAGGUUUACUUUAAAGGGUUUUCUGGCGAAAAGUGGCAUAUGAAGAAGUCCACGAAGGACCCCGAGUGAUGGGGGCAGAGCGGGAGGCACCAGUGAUUGGCAUCCGGAGGGAGGUUGAAAUGGUCAUCCCACUGACCUUGAAGCAGCCCCGAGUAAGCCCCUACUCCGGGCUUUAGGCCCAGGGGACUAAGGGAAAAUAUGAAGAGGGAAGACCAGAAGAUAAUGAUGACGGUCCCUGUGGGUUGCAGUAGGCACCCAAUGCUUUACUGGCUGUGUGAGCAUGUCGCCUGUAAAACCGUAUUCAGUGGAAGUCCUUGGAGACAGCGCCACCACCGGAUGGUAACGAAAAGAGAAGAUGGGAACCACUGCGCUUAUUUGCCCUUAUAUUUUAAAAUCUGUGGGUCACGUUGAUGCAAGACAGCUCUCAGGAAGGGGCGGGGCACUUGCUGCUUGUUAUUCAGUCCAGGAGAGCUUUCUGCAUUCCAGCUGUCAGCGAACAUUAUGAAGGGGUGGGUUGUAGC